Copidosoma floridanum is the source of this 670-nucleotide messenger RNA. RefSeq names its product translocase of outer membrane 20 (gene Tom20). Gene Ontology annotation, biological process: protein import into mitochondrial matrix; protein targeting; tRNA import into mitochondrion. Lineage: Eukaryota; Metazoa; Arthropoda; Insecta; Hymenoptera; Encyrtidae. Gene Ontology annotation, cellular component: mitochondrial outer membrane translocase complex. The record is from RefSeq and is a predicted model, not a curated record. Gene Ontology annotation, molecular function: transmembrane protein transporter activity.
UAUAAGGAUCUCCCUAUAUCUCUAUGAUCAUAGAGGUAUAAGAAUUCUUAUACCUCCAUGGGUAGUAUGUAGAAAAGCCGUGAUGGAGCAUAGACUAUAGAAGCCCUUUACAGGCCCGGGUCUCUCAUGACCACACUGUAGUUUAUUAUUUCGGUAGUGAGUUACAACUGGUCUGCAACAGAAUUAUUUUACUAGAAAUUAUUAGUAUUUGAAUCGUUAGGGUAGGUCUAUGACAAGUGAAGUCUUACUGAAAAAAAAAAAAACUUUUUAAAUUACUUAUAACAUGAUAUCGAAGACGGCUGUCAGUAUAGCUGUUGGUGUUGCUGGUUUAUUUGUUGGCUAUUGUUUUUAUUUUGAUCAAAAACGGCGAAGUGACCCAGAAUUCCGACAAAAAUUACGAGAACGUCGAAAAGCUAAAAAAAGCGCCCAAAAUGUUUCAUCAAAAAUUCCUAAUCUGAAGGAUCACGAAUUAGUCCAAAAAUUUUUCAUCCAAGAGGUGGAAAUGGGUGAGCAGUUACUUAGUUUUGGGGAUAUCGAAGGUGGUACAGAGCAUUUAGCUAACGCUGUAGCAGUAUGUGGCCAGCCUCAUCAACUGUUACAAGUACUACAAAAUUCAUUGCCUCCCCAAGUAUUUCAUCUUUUACUACAGAGGUUGUCGGCUAAUGGACAG